GCUCGUGAUGCUCCGCAGUAUGGCGCGGCACGGUUGCAUACCUGACACAGUGCUCUACCAGACGGUCAUCCACGCGCUGUGUGCCCAGGGUGGGGUCAACGAGGCUGCCACGCUCCUCGACGAGAUGUUCCUCAUGGGUUGCUCUGCCGAUGCCGAAACCUUCAAUGACAUCGUGCAUGGGCUAUGCACGCUUGGGCGUCUGCGCGAGGCAGCGAGGCUGGUGGACAGGAUGCUGGUAAGAGGAUGCGUGCCAAACGCCAUGACGUACGGGUUCCUUCUCCAGGGCCUGUGUCGAGCAAGGCAGGUGGAUGAGGCACGCACAAUGCUUGGGAGGGUGCCGGAGUUGAAUGUUGUGCUGUUUAACACGGUGAUUGGGGGAUGUCUGUCCGAUGGGAAGCUAACAGAGGCGACAGAGCUGUAUGAGAUAAUGGGAUCAAAAGGCUGCCCACCGGAUGCACACACUUUUAGUAUAUUGAUACAUGGGCUCUGCAAGCGUGGGGAGGUUGGUUCGGCCAUGAGGGUUCUUAGAGAGAUGGAGGAUAAGGGUUGCGCUCCAAACAUGGUGACCUACACGAUUUUGCUGCAUUCCUUUUGCAGGAAAGGCAUGUGGGGUGAUAUAAGAGCAAUGCUGGAGGUACUGUCGGCAAAGGGCUUGAGCAUGAAUUCGCAAGGAUACAAUGGAAUGAUAUAUGCUGUAUGUAAGGAAGGCAGGAUGGAUGACGCGAGGACACUCAUGCAAGAGAUGAAGUGUAAAGGUUACAAGCCUGAUAUUUGCACGUAUAACACAAUAAUUUAUCAUCUCUGCAGGAAUGACCAGAUCGAAGAGGCUGAGUAUCUAUUUGAAAAUUUGCUUGACGAGGGUGUUGUGGCCAAUGGAAUAACUUAUAAUACACUCAUUCAUGCACUGUUGCGCAGAGGAAGCUUGAAGGAUGCCAUAAACCUAGCUAAUGAUAUGGUACUUCAUGGCUGCUCACUUGAUGUUGUUACUUACAAUGGCCUCAUAAAAGCCCUGUGCAGAGAUGGGAAUGUUGAUCGGAGCAUGGCGUUGCUGACGGAAAUGACAGAAAACGGAAUUAAGCCAAAUAAUGUUACGUACAACCUCUUGGUUAGUGAGCUCUGUAAGAAUAGAAGAGUGCGUGAUGCACUAGAGCUCUCAAAGGAGAUGUUAAACCAAGGCCUUGCUCCUGACAUUGUCACGUACAACACACUCAUAAAUGGGUUAUGCAAAAUGGGAUGGAUGCGUGCUGCCCUGAAUCUCCUAGAGAAGUUACACAGUGAAGAUGUGUGUGCCGAUAUUAUUACAUAUAAUAUCCUCAUUAGUUGGCACUGCAAGGCGAGAUUCCUUGAUGAUGCUAAUAUGCUUCUGAACAGAGCAGUGGCUGAUGGGAUAACACCUAAUGAGCGUACAUGGGGAAUUAUGGUGCCAAAUUUUGUUAGAAAGCCACUUAGUUUUUUAUCUGACGAGGUUGAAGGUCAUUAAUUUGUUUUUGCUCUGCAUUGUAUGUUAUGGUUAGUUGUCAUGGGCUCAUGGCUUUUGGAAUCGCCACAACUUCAGAGGUUGUAAAGAUCAAAAUGGGAAGAUCAUGGUGUCCAUCAUAAUCUUCACCAUGUUGACCUGGUGUAUGUUCAGUGGAUGAUAGAUACAGUUACUCAGAUCCAUCUUGACAU
Molecule: messenger RNA, 1668 nt
Organism: Lolium rigidum
Lineage: Eukaryota; Viridiplantae; Streptophyta; Magnoliopsida; Poales; Poaceae
Product: pentatricopeptide repeat-containing protein At5g64320, mitochondrial-like
Exons: 2
Coding region: 8-1480 (490 amino acids)
Molecular function (GO): protein binding
Source: RefSeq, a predicted model, not a curated record